ACUUGGCAAUAUAGAAAAAAAAUAGAAUGUGGACAUUGUGGACGCUAUCUUUAAUGUGCACUCAUAUUCUUUGAAUCGAACGGAAUAUACAUCCAUCCAUAUACCGCGUAAUUUAGGUAAGACUGUGCCGCGUUGUACGUGUAUAAUUAAUUGCAGCAAAAUUAACAAGUGAUAAACCUUUUUGAAUAUCUUUUAAAAUGGAUUCUGAAGCUGUGACGAAAUUAAGUGAAACCGAAAAUACCGAAUUGGUUAAGGACUCGAAAGAAAGUGUCCCACCUGAAGCAACUGACACAACCAAGGAUCAGAAAAGCGUCGAUAAAAAUGUCAAUGAGGAAGUGGCCAGUGUAGAUGAUGGCAAUGAGAGUCGUCAUACAGAGAUCAAAACAACAACUACAAUCGUUACGACUAAAAAGGAUAAUGGCGAUGAAGGUCCCCUUACAGAGACUCAAACAACAACCACGGUCGUUGUCACGAAAAAGGAUAGCGGAGAGGAGACUUCGCAGAAGGAAACUGAAACGACAUCAUCAACAGUUGUUAUAGCUAAAAAAGCUGAGGACGGAUUGGCUCCAAUUAAAGAUAAUGUAUCUAAUGUUGAUAACAGCCAGAUAAAAGCCGAAACUAAAGAAUCGCAGCUAGUUAAGCCCGAACUGAUAUCGGACCCGGUUACAGAAACCGCUGAAACUAUUAACAAAAGUGGCUCGCAAUCAAGUAUUCCGGAUACAUCUACGGAUGCCGCAGAACAAAAUGUUAGUGCUUCCGAAAGGAAAGAGGAAGAGGAAUCCGAAGAGGGUGACAGUACGUCUGAUGAUGAAGACUUGGGAGAAGAGACAGAGGCCAAGAUUGAAAAAAAUAAAGAUGACCGAGAUGAGUCCCAGUCAGAAGUUGUUGCCGUACAUGUGAAAAAAGCCCAAGACUCGACUGAAAAAAUAAACAACGCGAAUAAGGAUAUUAAUAAUCAAAUAGAGAACAUUAUAUCUGAUAUUGAUAUAAAUAUAAAAGCACAGGAAAAAAUAACGCAGCUCAAGGAACAAGAGCUGCAACUUAUCCAGAAACAAAAGGAGCUGGCCAGCCAGAUUCAACAGCAACAAUUAUUAGCUCAAAAGUUGUUUGCGCAAAAUCAAUUAAAGGAACAGGAACUUAAGGCGCAACAGUAUCAGCAAAAUCAAUUGAAGGAGCAAGAGCUGAGGGCGCAACAGUAUCAGAAAAAUCAAUUGAAGGAGCAGGAGCUGAGGGCACAACAGUAUCGGCAAAAUCAAUUGAAGGAACAAGAGUUGAGGGCGCAACAGUAUGAGCAACAGAAUCAGUUCCAUAGCCCCAACGAGUACAAGGAAGAGAUAGCUCCAAAAGUGGCACAGGAUUACACAAGGGUUCACAGCCAGCAAGAAGAUUCAUACGACAAAAAGGAAUCAUCCAACUUGUCGAGGACUGUAGAUUUGCGCAAAAUAUUUACACCAGCUACAGAUGCUCCCGAAAUAUUGCCAAAGAACCGAAAGCUAUAUGCUUCAUCAGCAUUUUAUUCCCCAUCACUGCAUCCAACCGUGGAGGACCAGGUUGAGCUUGCUCGCCGAAUAUCGCAUUCAUUGAGUGACAUAAGCAAUCAAACCUCUAAGGGUCAAUCAAUGUAUGUGAAUCGGAAAAAACGAUCAGUAAAAUGGGUUCACGAAGGUUCUGGCCAAGAAAUAGAAGAAGAUGAUAUUAUUGAAACACGCUCAUUAAGUAAAGAAAAUACGGAAGAGAUUUUGAAGCCGGAUUUAAAUAAGCUGGAAAAAAUGCCUUUAAAGUUAGUCAUGAAUCCACGAGGACAAAUGCGCGAUUAUAACUCACUGAAAGAAUCUAUAAAUGUUGAAUCAGGCCUUUUAUCACCUGACAAUUGCGCUGAGCUAAUAACUGCGCUGCAACUGCAUAAAGGCCGAGGAGCUGAGCUCUUUGCAAAACGUCGUAGAAAGGCUGAAAAUUGGGUAGUCGACGAGACAAAUGCCGGCAUUCACAGUCCAUCUGGUAUUCCAGAUUACCAACAAUAUCAGGCAAGGCCGGCGACCUCGCCGAGCAUUUUGCCAGCAUAUUCGGAUGCUGGAAAGCAUCGGGUUCAAUUAAAUCUUCACCAGGAUCAGCUCAUUGAGAAAUACUCAAAGCCAGGUGUCCAGGUAGUUAAAUCACCCUGGGAAGCUGCCCUCCAGACUGGCUCGGCAAGCGCAGCAUUUUUGGAGGACUCCAGAUAUCAAAACCAAACACCGAUUACCUCUCAAGCGUCACCUGUGCAUUUCAAUCAAGACGUUACCGAUUUUCAAAGUUCAAUCUCAGAGUUGCCAUCACGUCAGCCUGCCCCUUAUUGUGCCUCAUCGAACAACGUACAGGAUCCGUAUAAAAAUCUACACAACACUCGUGUCCAAAGCCAAGCCAACCAACCUCCGAGCAAUCCACAAAGAGAACUGGCAUACAAGCCAAGCGUGGCACAAGGCUGGGGAGGUCGCAAUGUUGAGCUACCAAGAGAGUAUUAUUGGCAAAGCUACCAGCAACAAUGUGAAACACAGAAUACUGAUGAUAUGAGUGAAUAUUAUUACUCGAAUGAACAUGUUCUCGUAGAUCCCAAGGCCUAUGGAGCUAAUAUAACUAAUAAUUCAAACAACUAUUUUACCGAUGACAUUGAACAUAGGCUACUGCAGUUAGAACAAUUUCAGAAAUGCUUUAUGCAACAGCAAAGGCUGGGUCUGAACAUAGGAAUCAAACAUGGCAUGCCUGAGGCAUCUGGUCAACGAAAUGAAACUACAGACAUGUACAGAAAAAAUAAGGAAUCUGAGAUAGCUCCCGAUAAUACGAAUUUAUCAAAAUGCAAAGAAGAUAUAACAAAGAAUAUCGCUGAAGUAACUGAUCCAGUUAAUGUACGUGAAUUAAUUUUCUCAUUUGAGCAACAGUCCUUACGAGAACACGAAGGACUUCAGAAAAACCGAUGCGAAUUUACAACUGACAUAAGGCGUUCGAUUGACGAUAAUUCAAAAUCACAAAGUUUAUAUGUGCCCAAGGAAAUCUCACUGGCGAGUUACGCACCUCCGCCGGUACAGCAACAUACAUCUAACUUUCAAACCCCAACAAAGGCCGACUUUUCAAAAGGAUAUUUGACAUCUCAUGUUGGUGAUGCACCAAGUGGUUUUCCCAUUUCGAAUCCCACAACCGGAUUAUAUUCAUCAGUGCCGCCCAAGCAACAACUCUAUGCUCCGGCGAGUUACCAAAAGGUGCCCCCAAGCUCCGUCCAGGCGGCACCACAGGUCAACUUUAAUCCCUCGCCGUUGUCAUUUGAUAAGUUAUCCAAAUUUCAAGAAUCAAACCAGAGAAAUUCUGGUGUAUCGACUCAGCGAUAUCUUAAUGCAAACAAACAGCCAGCAUAUACAAACGUGAGGAAUGCAUCCCCCACUCCGUUCACGCCUGGAGGUAUCGGAGAUCGUGCAGGUUUCGAUAAUAUCCAACGAUCAACUUUUUCAUCGACCCCAUCAAAUUAUGGACAGAAUGCAUAUAGCCCGGAAUCUCAUCAAUUGCGUGCCCCUGGUCAAUGCUUCAACAACAGCGCUCGUGGCUGGAGCCAAGCCUCUAAUUCUCAACGAAAUUUCCUCUCUUCAAAGGUCCCGCUAGCGACAGAAGGUCUGCCUUACUCAGACUUCUGAAAUUGAUCAGAUAUAAUAUAUUAUAGUUCAUAAUCUGUAAUCCGAUUACGAUUUACGACAUGCUUCUAUUCAACGCAUACAUACAUAUACAUAUGUGUAUACAUAUAUCUAUAUAAAUAUUCAUACACAUAUACAU
This is a messenger RNA of Drosophila novamexicana, 3792 nucleotides long. RefSeq lists its product as uncharacterized. The transcript is spliced from 13 exons. Bases 198 to 3656 code for a protein of 1152 amino acids. The record is from RefSeq and is a predicted model, not a curated record. Gene Ontology annotation, cellular component: nucleus; Z disc; actin cytoskeleton. Lineage: Eukaryota; Metazoa; Arthropoda; Insecta; Diptera; Drosophilidae. Gene Ontology annotation, biological process: positive regulation of actin filament bundle assembly. Gene Ontology annotation, molecular function: actin binding.